Messenger RNA from Penicillium oxalicum, 1719 nucleotides. RefSeq lists its product as uncharacterized. Lineage: Eukaryota; Fungi; Ascomycota; Eurotiomycetes; Eurotiales; Aspergillaceae. The record is from RefSeq and is a predicted model, not a curated record. The coding region runs from base 1 to 1719 and encodes 572 amino acids. The transcript has 15 exons.
AUGAUUCCAGCAAAAUCUGCCAUGCAUGGUCGACACCGCGAGUCUUUCGGCUCAGAUGCAGCAUCCGGAGCAGAGCUUGAUACGGAGUCUUUUGACGUUCCAGUCAUAGAGACGGACGACCCCCUGUUCAUAGUGAUCCCCAAACUUUCCUAUUGUAUUGAGACAGCUAUUGGCGAUAUUGCUUAUUCUUUCGAGCAAAUGCGACUUGAUGCCCGAGGACAUAGCCUGCGACAUUUAAUUCGAGUUCUCGCAAGGGAUACUCACAACCCGUUUAUCAUCAUAGCUUUAAUGAUCUUGAGGUGGGAUUAUUCGAUGACGACUGAGGACGACUGGGGCCUCAAUGAAAGUCGUGGGGCAGCUUGCGAAUUUGUUGCGUGGCAAUUUUUAUGUCAUCUCAAUCAAAGGGAGACAAUUGAGUUUCUCUUGGAGGAGCUUCCCAGCUCAAGACGCGGAUCAGCCACAUUCUCUGAGCCCGAAACUGGACUUCCUUCUGACCUUGCAAGAGCCUCGAUCGAGUCCGCUCCAUUGCUUGCAGGCCGUCCUCUACGAGGUCGACCGGACCCCAAGCCAGUUAGUUACGGGUCCUACUGCCAGAACGUCAACAGCCAUUCAGGUUCGCAGAUCGAUCAUGCGGACGAUUGUGAUAUGUCUCGAUUCUCCCGGUUCUUUGGGUUGAACGCGCUAGAAAUUGCAUCUAUCGCAGGUGCCAAGAGAUUUCUUAGCCAGCGCGUCGUGCAACGUGUGGUCAAUGACAUUUGGAACGGUGAAAUUAUGUUCUGGGAUUCUCUUACAGUUCACUCGAUGAAAAAGCCACAGAUUUUUAACAGAAAAACCGCUGAUCCAUACUCGCGCCUACGAGUACCUUUAUACCGCAAAAUGUUUGAGGCGGGGUUUUUCCUCUCAUUCCUUUUUCUGUACUACUCGGUCCUUGUUGAGCGCAAGCCCGAUGGCCUGGGAUCCUUUGAGAUCUUGAUGGACGUCUGGAUAGUUGCCUUUGCUUACGACGAGCUGAGCGGAUUCAUAGACGCAGGAAUCAUGUUCUAUCAGAUGGACUUCUGGAGCCUUUGGAAUCUGGGGAUCAUUGGCGUGGGAGUCGGCUUCAUCGCCACUAGGGCCGUUGGGCUCAUAAAAGGCAAUGACUUCGUAUUGGAUCUGUCAUUCGAUAUCCUAUCACUCGAGGCAUUGUUCCUCGUUCCAAGAAUUUGCUCCCUCGUGAGCCUGAACUCGUAUUUCGGUAGCCUAAUUCCGGUGUUGAAGGAAAUGACAAAGGCAUUUUUUCGGUUCUUGCCCGUUGUGAUAGUCUUGUACAUUGCCUCCCCUAGGCUGGGAGCAAUUUUUGACCUUAUGCAAAUGUGCGCAGGAUUCCUGACCACAUUCACAAUGCUGGCCCGUGACCGGUUGUCUCUCAAGCAAAUGUCGUGGAUGCUAGUAAAGGUCUUCUUUGGAUCCGGAUCUCUCGGUCUAGACAGCGCGUCAGAGAUUUCCCCGAUUUUCGGUUAUGGCUUGAUGAUGAUCUUCGUCGCCAUGACCAAUAUUUUGCUUCUCUCAUCUCUCAUUAGUUUGAUGAGCAUGAGCCUAGAAGGAGUGAUGCGUCACGCUCGUGAGGAAUACCUCUUUCAAUUAUCCAUAUACGUUUUGGAAAGCAGCAACUCGCGACGGCUCACAUACUUCAUGCCUCCAUUGGUCAGUCACGACCCUGUUUCAGGCUUCACUUUGUGA